Messenger RNA from Vanessa atalanta (red admiral), 1734 nucleotides. RefSeq names its product cytochrome P450 6B2-like. NCBI's taxonomy places the organism in Eukaryota, Metazoa, Arthropoda, Insecta, Lepidoptera, Nymphalidae. Bases 127 to 1665 code for a protein of 512 amino acids. The transcript is spliced from 2 exons. The record is from RefSeq and is a predicted model, not a curated record. Gene Ontology annotation, molecular function: oxidoreductase activity, acting on paired donors, with incorporation or reduction of molecular oxygen; iron ion binding; monooxygenase activity.
UAAAAUGCUUUAGUGCGUUUAAACCAACAGACAUGUGCAGUUCUCUGUGUUAUUUAUGCAAAAACGCUUUAUAAAUAAUAACAGUUAAUUAGUUUGCAAUUUAGAUAUUUACACUCUGUCGUCAAAAUGAUAGGCUUAACUUUGUGUAUAGUUGCCAUUUUCGUGCUAUAUUUAUACGGAAAGAGAAACCACAAGUAUUGGGAAUUGAAAGGAGUAAAACACGAUCAACCCUUACCAUUUUUUGGUAAUAAUGCGAGAAAUUAUUUUAUGCGUAAAAGUGCAACCGAAUUGUUUUCUGAAUUAUACUGGAAAUAUUCAAACGAAAAAGUUGUAGGAUUUUAUCGAGCGUCUCGCACUGAACUAAUAAUCAGAGAUCCUGAAAUGGUCAAGCGAAUACUAAUAACAGACUUUAGCCAUUUUUAUCCACGUGGUUUAAAUCAACACAAAAAGGAAAUAGAGCCCAUGUUGAGAAAUCUUUUCUUUGCGGAUGGAGACAUAUGGAAAUUACUGCGACAGCGAAUGACACCCGCGUUCUCGAGUGGUAAGUUAAAGGCUAUGUUCCCUUUGAUCGUGGAACGCGCUGAGAAACUUCAAGCGCGAGCAUUUACUGCCGCCGCCGCCGGAAAAGCUAUCGAUGCGCGCGAUCUCAUGGCUCGAUAUACUACCGACUUUAUCGGUGCCUGUGGCUUUGGACUCGAUUCCGAUUCUCUUCAAGACGAGAAUUCCGCUUUUAGAAGACUCGGAGCUACUAUAUUCAAAAUAGGCCCGAAGGAAAUUUUCAUAAUUACAUUAAAACAGCUUUUCCCAAGCAUGUUUAAGAAGUUGAAGUCGUUGAGUCGGGUCGAAAAACAAAUACUUCAAUUAGUCGAUGCAGUUCAACGGCAAAGGAACUAUAAACCAUCUGGCAGAAACGAUUUCAUAGACCUUCUACUCGAAAGCAAAAUGAAAGGCAUGAUUGUAGGGGAGUCUAUCGAGAGAAUAAAACCAGAUGGAAAGCCAGAAGUUGCGACUUUGGAGUUAGAUGAUGAGUUAAUAGCAGCUCAGGUAUUUAUAUUUUUCGCGGCAGGCUUUGAGACUUCUUCAUCUGCGACUAGUAUCACUCUGCAUGAACUUGCUUAUAACCCUGAAGUGCAAGCAAAGGUACACGAAGAAAUAGAUAGAGUUUUGGAGAAGUACGGUAAUAAACUCAGCUACGACGCUAUUAAGGAGAUGUCCUAUUUGGAGUGCACAUUCAAAGAAGGAAUGAGAAUUUUUCCAUCACUAGGUUUCUUGAUAAGAGAGUGUGCCCGCAAGUACACUUUUGAAGAUAUAAACUUGACAAUUGAUGAAGGAGUGAGAGUGAUAGUACCGCUUCAAGCAAUGCACAACGAUCCGAAAUAUUUCGACAAUCCAACUGAAUUCCGACCGGAAAGAUUUCAAGAAAACACUUCGUCUAAUAAUAAAUUCACAUAUUUACCAUUUGGUGACGGACCACGUGCUUGUAUAGGUGCGCGUUUGGGGCUAAUGCAAUCGUUAGCGGGGCUGGCGGCCGUAUUGUCGCGUUUCAGCGUUCGACCCGCGCCCAAUACAAUCCGACGUCCACCCGUCAAUCCUGCUUCGGGUAUUGUGCAGAGCAUACAGGGUGGUCUACCAUUGCUUUUUAUUGAAAGAAAACAGAACAGCUGAACGAUUUAUCUUCAAGAACUAUUUUUAUACUAAUUUUGUUGUUAUUUUUUUGAAUAUAGUUAAACUUUA